Nerophis ophidion (straightnose pipefish) is the source of this 3549-nucleotide messenger RNA. It is a transcript of the gene cldn34a, whose product is annotated as claudin 34a. Gene Ontology annotation, biological process: cell adhesion; bicellular tight junction assembly. The record is from RefSeq and is a predicted model, not a curated record. Gene Ontology annotation, cellular component: bicellular tight junction; plasma membrane. Gene Ontology annotation, molecular function: structural molecule activity. The coding region runs from base 1215 to 1904 and encodes 229 amino acids. The transcript is spliced from 3 exons. NCBI's taxonomy places the organism in Eukaryota, Metazoa, Chordata, Actinopteri, Syngnathiformes, Syngnathidae.
AACAUAUUUGUUUACGUAUCUCAGCCGGAAAUAUAAGUGCUAAAGUACAACAGGAAGUGUGUGAAUGGUAAUUUCUUCUGAAAUAGUAUUUUUUUUUAUUAAUUAUUGUACACUUCUAAAGAAUAAACAUAUUUGUUUACGUAUCUCAGCCGGAAGUAUAAGUGCUUAAGUACAACAUGAAGUGUGUGACUGGUAAUUUCGUCUGAAAUAAGAUUUUUUUAUUAAUUAUUGUACACUUCUAAAGAAUAAACAUAUUUGUUUACAUAUGUCAGCCGGAAGUAUAAGUGCUAAAGUACAACAGGAAGUGUGUAAAGGGUAAUUUCAUCUAAAAUAAGAGUUAUGAUUAAUUAUUGCCCACCUCUAAAGAAUAAACAUUUGUUUACAUAUCACAGCCGAAAGUUUAAGUGCUGAAGUAAUACAGGAAGUGUCUGAAUGAUGAUUUCGUCCGUCGUAAAGUUUAUUUUUAAUUGUCCAUCUCUAACGAACAGCUUUGUUUACAUAUUUCAGCAGGAACUAUAACUGCUGAAGUACAACUGUAGUAAAGUUUAUUAUUAAUAGUUGUCCAUCCCUAAUGAGCAAACAUAUUUUGUUUACGUAACUCAGCCAGAAGUAUAAGUGCAACAGAAGAGGGUUUUCAAGCUCCGGCUUCUCCUUGGCAUUGUUGAAAGCCAUGGUCCUCAGUACUGAUGUUGAGUACGAAGGACCGAAUGUAGCGUUCGAACCAUGUGACCACUGACGCUUCCUGCUGAUGGUGACCUCCAAGUGUGGUUUUAGAGGGCACUUGAGCUUGGAUAAGUGGAAAAACGCUCCUCAGGUCACCAGGGAGUGUUUGCGUUUAAAGCUCCAUAAAGUGCCGAUGCAGCAAUAAUCACCUGCUCACACUUGUCUUGUGUCAAGAAGUGAAAUCCCAACCUUAAAUGUUUUAUUGUUGUGUCAGACAUAAACGCGCCAGUGUCACUCAUUAACUGGAUCACGCCCCUUGCCGAUAAGGACUUGAAGGUUUCCUGUCCGGACGUCCACAUCUUCACUCGCCAUCAAGACUCCUGGCAGAGCACCUCGGCAAAUAUCCAGGAUGACAGCUCAACUCCGCAAAGCCCGGUACCAAUCAGGCCGCGGCCCGGUGGUUGGGGACCACUGCUCUACAUGACAGGAGCAUAACAAACUUAUUGUGGGCUGGACGUGGGCGUGGCCUGGCCGAUGUGUUGAGGUGUGCCAUGGACUUCGUGGCCCACACGGCCCACUGGCAGUUCCUGGGCCUGCUGGCGGGCUGCCUGGCGUGGAUCGUCACCAUGGCGACGGCGGGCAUGGACGAGUGGCGCCUGUGGCAGGUGGAGGACGUGUCGGUGGUCACGUCGGGCGUGGCCUGGGUGGGCAUCUGGCGGGCGUGCUUCCAUAGCCACGCCCUCCCGCAGGCGGAGCGCUGCCGCAGCAUGGGCGUGUCUGACGCCUUCGUGCCAGCGGAGGUGAAGGCGGCGCAGGUGAUGAUGCUGCUGGCGGCGCUGGGCGGCCUGGCGGCCAACGUGGGCGGCGGCCUGGCGCUGAGGCGCGUCUACUUCUCGCUGGAGGAGCGCGGGAACGUGCGGCCGCUCUUCCUGCUGGCGGGGAGCCUCUUCGUGCUGACGGCGGCCGUCGCCUCGGUGCCUCUGCUCUGGAACCUGACCUCGGUCCUCAACGGCGCCACCAUCCGCUUCCCUCCGCACUUCCUGCUCCCCGCCGCCCCCGCCAGCCAGAGGGUGGGCGCGGCCGUGGGCGUGGGCUUCUUUGGCGCCACCCUGAUGCUGCUCAGCGGGACCUCCUUCCUGUGCUACCGCGCACCCCCCGGCCUCUGGACGCCGCCCGCGGAAGCUUCUGGAAGGGCGGAGAACUUUGAAGGCAGGAAUAAUCCGUCUUUCCACGCGUUAUAAUCCACACUUCCUGCUCCAACGAACCACUUUAAUGUCAAAACAGGAAAAGAAUAAUCAUUUUUAUGUAAUUUUUAGCGACUUUCACGUCUUUUGGAUCUUCUCAACAGUACUGAGAACUCGGACAACGCCGUUUCAGAGCUGGUCUCAAACAUGGCGCCCGGUGAUUCCUUGACAAAGACGAUCACUGAUUGGUCUAAAGGCCCUCACGUGACCACAGGGCGCCAUGUUAGCGACCUUCUCCAACUCUCUCGAUACAAAGUAGUCAUUCUUGUGAGUCACGGUCUGUUUUCCAGCAGCUUUUCUUUUUGCAACUUAAUGCCAAAAAAACGGAAAUGCUGAUUAUCGGUCCUGCUAGACACCGACCUCUAUUUAAUAAUACAACUUUAACAUUUGACAACCAAAUAAUAAAACAAGGUGACUCUGUAAAGAAUCUGGGUAUUAUCUUCGACCCAACUCUCUCAUUUGAGGCACACAUUAAAAGCGUUACUAAAAUGGCCUUCUUUCAUCCCCGCAAUAUCGCUAAAAUUCGCUCCAUUCUGUCCACUAAAGACGCCGAGAUCAUUAUCCAUGCGUUUGUUACGCCUCGUCUCGAUUACUGUAACGUAUUAUUUUCGGGUCUCCCCAUGUCUAGCAUUAAAAGAUUACAGUUGGUAGAAAAUGCGGCUGCUAGACUUUUGACAAGAACAAGAAAGUUUGAUCACAUUACGCCUGUACUGGCUCACCUGCACUGGCUUCCUGUGCACUUAAGAUGUGACUUUAAGGUUUUACUACUUACGUAUAAAAUACUACACGGUCUAGCUCCAUCCUAUCUUGCCGAUUGUAUUGUACCGUAUGUCCCGGCAAGAAAUCUGCGUUCAAAAGACUCCGGCUUAUUAGUGAUUCCUAGAGCCCAAAAAAAGUCUGCGGGCUAUAGAGCGUUUUCCGUUCGGGCUCCAGUACUCUGGAACGCCCUCCCGGUAACAGUUCGAGAUGCCACCUCAGUAGAAGCAUUUAAGUCUCACCUUAAAACUCAUCUGUAUACUCUAGCCUUUAAAUAGACCUCCUUUUUAGACCAGUUGAUCUGCCGCUUCUUUUCUUUCUCCUAUGUCCCCCCCUCCCUUGUGGAGGGGGUCCGGUCCGAUGACCAUGGAUGAAGUACUGGCUGUCCAGAGUCGAGACCCAGGAUGGACCGCUCGUCGGGACCCAGGAUGGACCGCUCGCCUGUAUCGGUUGGGGACAUCUCUACGCUGCUGAUCCGCUUGAGAUGGUUUCCUGUGGACGGGACUCUCGCUGCUGUCUUGGAGCCACUAUGGAUUGAACUUUCACAGUAUCAUGUUAGACCCGCUCGACAUCCAUUGCUUUCGGUCCCCUAGAGGGGGGGGGGGGUUGCCCACAUCUGAAGUCCUCUCCAAGGUUUCUCAUAGUCAGCAUUGUCACUGGCGUCCCACUGGAUGUGAAUUCUCCCUGCCCACUGGGUGUGAGUUUUCCUUGCCCUUUUGUGGGUUCUUCCGAGGAUGUUGUAGUCGUAAUGAUUUGUGCAGUCCUUUGAGACAUUUGUGAUUUGGGGCUAUAUAAAUAAACAUUGAUUGAUUGAUUGAUUCAUUCAUUUCAAAAAAUGUAUUUUGAACAUUUUCUAUCAAAUAAAGUCCUGAAUAUUUUAAUCAAA